Molecule: messenger RNA, 1822 nt
Organism: Aricia agestis (brown argus)
Lineage: Eukaryota; Metazoa; Arthropoda; Insecta; Lepidoptera; Lycaenidae
Product: prostaglandin D2 receptor
Exons: 8
Coding region: 171-1415 (414 amino acids)
Biological process (GO): adenylate cyclase-activating G protein-coupled receptor signaling pathway; inflammatory response; positive regulation of cytosolic calcium ion concentration
Cellular component (GO): plasma membrane
Molecular function (GO): G protein-coupled receptor activity
Source: RefSeq, a predicted model, not a curated record
UAGCUCGUACACUCGCGUCUGACGAAUAACGUAGCCGGCAGUUGUCGAUGUUAAUAAUUGUUAACAAAACAGUGAAUACUUUUUAGCAGUUAAAAAGUUGACAGUGUUUAGUUUUGUGAAGAUUUUUUUUUGUGACACCAAACCAUGAUUCGAAACUAGAAGCCUACAAGAUGUACGACACCACCGAGCCCACCGAUAUCUACGAGCUGACUACGACCUUCGAAGACCUGAUCACUACAACCCAGAACAGCACCUGGGAUGUCUUCAACAGUACUUUGAGCUUUAGCAGUACCUUGAACAGUACUUUAAACAGUACUUUGAGUGCGCAAAGGCAGAGGAGGAUAUGGGUCCGAACGGCGAUACUCACGAUGGUGUACCUAGUGGGAAUAAUUGGCAAUGCCACAGCCAUAGUCAUCCUGAGGAUAGGCGAACGGCGCGUGCGCAACAGGAAACAUCUGCUGCUACUGACUUCGCUCGCGGCUAACGACCUUGUCGCCCUGUUGGGCAUGCUUGGCGCGAUGGUGGUGUCGGUGGCGGCGCCGCAGCUGGCGGGCGCGCGGGGGAUGUGCGUCGGCCGGGUGGUGCUGCGAGUCUUCGGCAUCGGCAGCGUGUGCAUCGCCGUCACUAUGGCGCUGGAGCGGUACCUCGCCCUCACACGACCCUUCCUCUACCAGAAGCAAGUGACGUACUUCCUAAUCCGCCUGGCGCUGCUGGUGUCGUGGUCGUGGGCGGCGGCGCUCACGUGCGCGCCGGUGCUGGGCGUAGGCCUGUACUACGACGCCGCGCACCGCCGCUGCGUGCGCUACCGCAACGCGGCCACACCGCUCGACGUCGGCUACGCGAUCUUCUACGUCGCGUUCGGAACCCUGCUGUGCAUCAUCCUCGUGUACUGCAACCUGGCGGUGAUGCGCGCGCUGUACGCGAUCACGUCGCCGCGCGCGGGCGCGGUGGUGCGGCGCGUGUCGCGGCGGACGUGCGCGCGCGACCAUGACGCGACCACGACGCCGCACAACGCCGCCACCGCCGAGGAGGUCGCCUUCUCCCGCCUCAUGGCCACGCUCUCCGUUCUCUUCAUGCUGUGCUGGCUGCCGCAGAUGGUGACAUCAGCGCUCUACUUGGCGCUAGGUCCGGCGUAUUGGAACCGUCUGGCGACGCUGGGCGAGGCGUCGGACGUGCUGAUGCUGCUCAACUACGUGCUGAACCCCGUGCUGUACGUGCUCAUGCGCCAACGCCGCCUCACCCUCGCCGCCGCAGCGCGCUGUGCUGUCGUGUGCUUCAAGCGGAAGCACAAGUCGUCGCGCGAGUCCGGGUCGUGCUGCCUGCGGGAGGAGACCACCGUCGUCGUCAGCGACUCCGGCAGCGAGCUGCGCCCGCUCGCGCACGUCCCCACCGCGCGGCUGCUGCACACCGACUGACGAACACGACAAGUAAAGAGAGGCGCAGUGCAGCGAAGUGCAGCGCAGCUAAGCACAAUACAGCAGGCCGUACCGCAGCUCAGCACAGUGCAUCAGAGAACAGCGAAUCUCAGCACAGAACAGCAAGAUUCAGUGCAGCACGACACUAAACAGCUGAGCACAGCGCAGCCCAUCACAGAGCAAAUGUACAUGACAAGCUACCUCUAGGGAUGCAGAGAGCAAAGCCCGGUCGCCCGAUAGUAAAAAAAUUGAAUAGAGGCUACGCUUCCUGUCUCUUUCAAUCUCGAACUCUUGAUUACGCGUCCACGUAAGACCGUGUAUUUUCGAGAGUGAAUGAAAGAGUAGCGAAGUGGCAAUGACCGAAUAUCUUAUAUCUUCAAACGAGCAAUUCUUGCAUAUAUGUUACG